AUGGAAGCUUUCAUCAAGCAGAACAUCGAUCUCCUCAUUAUUGAACAACAGUCCUCCUCACAGAAUAACAGUCCUCCAAACAUAAAAAAGUCCUCCUCACAAAACAACAGUCCUCCUCACAGAACAACAGUCCUCCAAACAGAACAACAGUCCUCAACACAGAACAACACAACAGUCCUCCUCACAGAACAACAGUCCUUUUCACAGAACAACACAACAGUCCUCCUCACAGAACAACAGUCCUCCACACAGAACAACAGUCCUCCACAUAGAACAACAGUCCUCCACACAAAACAACAGUCCCACACACAGAACAACAGUCCUCCUCACCGAACAACAGUCCUCCUAAAGGAACAACAGUCCUCCACACAAAACAACAGUCCUCCACACAGAACAACAGUCCUCCUCACAGAACAACAGUCCUCCACACAGAACAACAGUCCUCCACACAGAACAACAGUCCUCCUCACAGAACAACAGUCCUCCUCACAGAACAACAGUCCUCUUCACAGAACAACAGUCCUCCACACAGAACAACAGUCCUCCUCACAGAACAACAGUCCUCCUCACAGAACAACAGUCCUCUUCACAGAACAACAGUCCUCUUCACAGAACAACAGUCCUCCUCACAGAACAACAGUCCUCUUCACAGAACAACAGUUCAACACACAGAACAACAGUCCUCCACACAGAAGAACAGUCAUCCACAUAGAACAACAAUCCAUUCAUCCACAUAGAACAACAGUCCUCCUCACAGAACAACAGUCCUCCACACAGAACAACAGUCCUCCUCACAGAACAACAGUCUUCCUCACAGAAAAACAGUCCUCCACACAGAACAACAGUCCUCCACACAGUACAACAGUCCUCCUCACAGAACAACAGUCCUACUCACAGAACAACAGUCCUCCUCACAGAACAACAGUCCCACACACAGAACAACAGUCCUCCACACAGAACAACAGUCAUCCACAUAGAAAAACAAUCCGUGUGAAGUCCUCCACACAGUACAACAGUCCUCCACACAGAACAAACGUCCUCCUCAAAGAAAAAAGUCCUCCACACAGAACAACAGUCCUCCACAUAGAACAACAGUCCUCCUCACAGAACAACAGUCCUCCACACAGAACAACAGUCCUCCACACAGAACAAAAGAACUCCUCAAAGAAAAAAGUCCUCCACACAGAACAACAGUCCUCUACACAGAACUACAGUCCUCCUGCCCAUCUAGGACCGAGUCUUAAAUUCAUCAUAAGAGAAAUCUAG
This is a messenger RNA of Dreissena polymorpha, 1266 nucleotides long. RefSeq lists its product as uncharacterized. The record is from RefSeq and is a predicted model, not a curated record. The coding region runs from base 1 to 1266 and encodes 421 amino acids. The transcript has 3 exons. NCBI's taxonomy places the organism in Eukaryota, Metazoa, Mollusca, Bivalvia, Myida, Dreissenidae.